Melitaea cinxia (Glanville fritillary) is the source of this 3860-nucleotide messenger RNA. RefSeq names its product ATP-binding cassette sub-family G member 4 (gene Atet). The record is from RefSeq and is a predicted model, not a curated record. Gene Ontology annotation, cellular component: plasma membrane. The coding region runs from base 16 to 2229 and encodes 737 amino acids. Lineage: Eukaryota; Metazoa; Arthropoda; Insecta; Lepidoptera; Nymphalidae. Gene Ontology annotation, molecular function: ATP binding; ATP hydrolysis activity; ABC-type transporter activity. The transcript is spliced from 7 exons.
GAUGGUCACGCAGCGAUGACGCCCGGCAAGAAGAUGGAGUCGAAGAGCACACAGAUCCACCUGCCGCUGAUGGGGAGAGGCAGUCGAGGCGAGCUUAACGAGAAGGUCGUGUUCUCACAGGUCAAGUCCCCCCCGGAGCAGCUUAAUAAUGGACAGUUGUUAGGGGGCUCUCAAAUUAACUUAUGCAACGGCGGAGCUGGUACCGCGAUGACCGGUUUAGUACCGAAGGUACCCAACGGUUAUGGAGAUCAGAAGAAGCCACUGGCAUCUCUCACUCACCUACCGAAACGUCCACCAGUAGACAUCGAGUUUUCAGACUUAUCCUACUCAGUUAGCGAAGGCAGAAAGAGAGGAUACAAAGCCUUACUCAAAGGCAUCAAUGGUACUUUUCGUUCGAGCGAGCUGACGGCUAUCAUGGGGCCAUCUGGUGCAGGGAAGAGUACUCUUAUGAAUAUAUUAGCCGGAUACAAAACAUCGAACGUCAGUGGAUCAAUACUCAUAAACGGUAAGGAGAGAAACCUCAGACGAUUUCGGAAGCUGUCCUGUUAUAUCAUGCAAGACGACUGCCUCCUACCCCACCUCACUGUCAGAGAAGCCAUGUACGUCUCAGCAAAUCUGAAACUCGGCAAAGACAUGACAGUCACCGCAAAGAAAAUAGUCAUCGAUGAAAUAUUAGAAAUGUUGGGUCUAGUUGAAGCCGCUGAUACUAGGGCGAUAAAUCUAUCUGGUGGUCAGAAGAAACGUCUGUCAAUCGCUUUAGAGUUAGUUAACAAUCCGCCUGUGAUGUUCUUCGAUGAGCCUACAUCUGGUUUGGACAGUUCAUCGUGUUUCCAAUGCAUAUCUUUGUUGAAAUUUCUGGCGAGAGGUGGUAGAACGAUCAUAUGCACCAUCCAUCAACCGUCCGCGAGGCUCUUCGAAAUGUUCGACUUCUUGUACACAUUGGCUGAGGGUCAAUGUAUAUACCAAGGAUCUGUUAGCGGUUUGGUGCCGUUUCUAUCAUCAAUGGGUUUACACUGUCCGAGUUACCACAACCCCGCUGAUUAUGUGAUGGAAGUGGCGACUGGGGAACACGGUGACUGGGUACACAAGUUAGUGAUAGCAGUUAACAAAGGCAACUGCGGCAGAGGUCAGUCAUCGACGUCGUCAUCAUCGUCAUCUGUGCCUCAGAACUGCAAUUACAAUAACCAGAACAAGAAUAAUAUCAAGAAAGAAGCGCUUGAGAUUGUUAUUGAUAAACCAACAUGCACGGUGAUAGACAUGUCUGAACCGACCCUCAACAGCGAGAAACAGCCUUUACCGAACUCCACAAACUUAGCUCCUGUCACUUGCACCACAUCUCUCCUCGACUCAAGCGAGAGUUUCUCAAAGAAACCACAGAACGCUGGUUUCCCUACAUCUGGAUGGAAACAGUUCUGGAUAUUGCUGAAAAGGACGUUUAGAAGUAUCUUGAGAGAUCAGAUGUUGACUCAUUUGAGGCUAUGUUCUCAUACUGUAGUGGGUCUCUUGAUCGGGUUCCUGUAUUAUGAUAUAGGUUCUGAUGCAGCUAAGGUUAUGAGCAAUGCUGGAUGUAUAUUCUUCACUGUGAUGUUUACUAUGUUCACGGCUAUGAUGCCUACUAUUCUAACAUUCCCAACCGAGAUGAGUGUGUUUGUGAGAGAGCAUUUAAAUUAUUGGUACUCAUUGAAAGCAUUCUAUUUUGCGAAGACUAUGGCAGAUUUACCGUUUCAGAUCGUCUUCAGCGGUGUGUACGUGAUAAUAGUGUAUUUCAUGACCGGUCAACCAAUGCAGACUGACAGGGUACUGAUGUUUACAACCAUCAAUAUCCUCACGGCCCUUGUCGCCCAAUCCCUUGGUCUACUAAUCGGAGCCGCCAUGAAGAUAGAGACAGGGGUCUACCUUGGACCGGUGACCACCAUCCCAGUGGUACUGUUCUCUGGUUUCUUCGUAAACUUCAACGCAAUACCAAACUAUUUGCAAUGGUUAACAUACCUCAGCUAUGUGAGAUAUGGGUUCGAAGGUGCGAUGCUGUCAGUUUAUGGAUAUGGAAGAGAGAAGCUACAUUGUUCAGAAGCGUAUUGCCAUUUUAGGACGCCUAGUCUCUUUUUGAAGGAAAUGACAAUGGAUCAGGCCAAUUUUUGGGUGGAUGUCGGUGCCUUGAGCGCUUUCUUCGUUUUUAUCAGAGUAAUCUCCUAUUUAGUUUUAAGGUUUAAAUUGAAAAUGAUGCAGUAGUUGCACAAAACGCGCUUCGUAUUUUAUCGGUGGUGAUAUUUUAGAGGUGUAACGGAUAUCCGGGUGUUAUAAAGAAUAACGCUCAUCGUUUUUUGUACCGGAUUUAUGGAUCGUCAAAAAUACACAUGAUGGGCAUUAUUAGUUGUAAUGUGUUAAAUUUAUCAUUAUCAUUAAUGUCAAUUAAUAAAUUUCGGUAAAUUAAAUUUCAGUAACUUAUCGUUUUGGAAACAGCUUAAAAAAAUCUGGAUCCGAAUAUCCGGUUUUUCGGUCGUAAAACUUGUCGGAUAUACGGUUACUAGUUAAACAUAUAUCCGUUAUAUCUUUAUAUAUCAUUACAUUUACCCACAGUUAGCGACGGCCCGACGUGUUCUGUUUGUCGGAGUUGUGAAGACGUUUACGGACUGCGAGUUGUAGAUGACAUUCGGUUAUGCGUACAAUUUGUACACAAUUUUGGUACACGUGAAAUUUCCAUACUUAGUAUGUAUUAUUAAUAUACGAGUGUUAGAUGCGCGUUGCAAACGGCUAGUAAUCUGCAUGCAAGCGGUAUGCAAGAGGCAUGCAAUCGGUAUGCAAGAGGCAUGCAAUCGGUAUGCAAGCGGCGUACAAGCUACAUGUAAGCGGUAUACAAGCUAUUGGUUGCAGCGGCACUCGCGGUCCGUACACGCUUCGAGAUUGUUCUCGAACCUUCGAAAGAUUCUGUCAGCUUCGGUCGCUGAUAAACUACGCACCGGCGCAAAUGUCUAGUUGUUAAAUGUAGACUUAAAAUAGUUUUCGAAUUAUAUAGCUUUAUAGGACGCGGUUCGACUCAGUCGAUUUUUAGUGUUUGUACGUAAAUUUAGGUUUAAGAUUUUUCUAGAUCGGGCCCAUGACUUAAUUUUAAGUUAAUGAUAUUACAUUAUUUUUAAUUUGUAUUUAUGACAUCACAAUGUAGGCUUUUUUACUCGUAACCGUACGCUUGUGAUUAUUCUGCGUUUGGUCACUUGAUUUCUGUCAAAAUUUCGUUCCGUUUUGUGUAGUGUUGUCUAUUUAUGUAUUAGUUAAUUAUAUGUAUUAAAAAAUAACGAAUUUUUUAUAUUAUUCGGUGAUAUCGACAAUGUCCAGUUGACGUGUAUUUAAAUGAAAAAAAAAAAACUAAAAAAAAAAAAUAAUUGCGAUAUUUUUUUAAUUAUUAGUAAUAUAAAAAUAUGUAUAAAAAAGAUUGAUAUUUUAUUUUAAAAUAAAUGAAGGGAUUGUGGUGUAAUAAUGCCUAAUUUUAGUAUAAUGUAGAAUCGCUUCUAUGUUCUAAAUUUCAAGUAGAGACCUGAAGCUAGGUCUUAGGUUUAGAAGGAUUUACUAGGAUGGUUGCUAUUACUAUAAGCAUAAUAUGGUAAUGAUGAUCUCAUAUGGCGGUGGAGUGAUCAAUGGGUCUUUAGAAUAAUUAAUGUGUCUAUGAUUUUAUUGUUCAAAUGUAAUUUUGACAGAGAGCACAGUGUCGGCGGGCGUACAUAUCUACUCAAUUUACAUUCUAGUUUUUAAUUAGAUAUUUAAAAGUACCUUUCAUUACGCUAAAAAAAACAUUUUUUGGUAAUUCUCUAUGUCUAACUUAAUUACCAGUAUUUAUUAAUAAUAAACGACUGUGAUUUUUAUAUAAA